CAUUUCCCCCUUUCGUUCCAAUUCCAAUUACUAUUCCCAUUGAUAAUUCUCAAAUCCUGAAUAUAUAUUUAUUUUUUUCUAAAAUGUCCGAUAAACCAUCAGAGAAAUCUCUGAGCAAGGUCCUUUUCGAAGACAUGCAAUUCGAGGAGGGCUCCGACAGUGACAACAGCAGCAGUGAUGUCGACUUGGCCUUGGGAGCUCCAGGUACUCGAAAGCGUACUGAACAGGCCAGUGAGUUCAAUCAGAUUAUGACUGGAAUUCAAGAGCGAAUGGCGCGGGUCAUGAGUCGCGUGAGUUUGAGCUGUACCAUGAUUAAUCAGCUACACCGGGACCUGAAGGCCAAGCUCCCCGGCAAGUUGGGGGAUGAGGACGAGGCCAAGGAAGCGGGUGGUGACGGUGAAUUCCAGAACACCGAUUUCGAUAAUGCUGCCCUGGAGAAGAUAACUGAAGGUCCUUUAACCCUUCAAAUAACCGAGGAGAUCCUUACAGAAGAGGGGGAAGACAUCUAGGGAUGUGAUUUAAGGAUUGACUAAAUAACAAUACCUAUCAUAAUACUACACACAAAAUAAAUGGUUUUCCCUUCUUUAUUGCCAUUAAAGUGGUAAUUCUCAAACUAAAGCUGCGCC
Drosophila miranda is the source of this 626-nucleotide messenger RNA. RefSeq lists its product as uncharacterized. The record is from RefSeq and is a predicted model, not a curated record. The coding region runs from base 84 to 509 and encodes 141 amino acids. NCBI's taxonomy places the organism in Eukaryota, Metazoa, Arthropoda, Insecta, Diptera, Drosophilidae. The transcript has a single exon.